AUGGUAACCGUAGUGAUUCCCAAGGGGCAAAAGGAUGCCAAAACAUCUGCAAAACAACCCACACAAAGAAAACGGAAGUCGCCAAAAGUCACCAAAAAGGACAAGAAAAAGCAAGGGUCUCAGCAACAAAAAUCGAGCCGAAAACAAGUUCUUCCGUUGAAAGGUGUUGUUCUUUCCAUAUCGACCUUGAAUGAUAGCAAAGGCAACACUGGUGGAGAAGUAAAUUACAGUUCUGCGGCGCAGCUGUGUCGUGAUCUUGGAGCCGAAGUCUUGGGGCAAGUUGGAAAGCGAGUCAAGUACAUGAUCUGCACCAAGUCAGCAGUGGAGCAAGCAACUCAACGCGUUCGAAAGGCGCACAAAAAGGGAAUCCUAAUAGUCAACAUUGACUGGUUGGAAAAGUGCAAGCAAGAAAAGAAAUUGUUAAGUGUGGAAAACUAUCUCAUGGAUGAAGAAGCGAAAGUUGCCAUUGAGUCGCGACAGAAAAAGCAAGACAAAACUGCGAAUGAUGAUGGCGGUAUAGAGGUACCUCCAGACGAUGCAGGAUGGACAGAAGCUAUUGCAUUGGGAUGUUGUUGCGUUUGCCACGAGAAUAGAACAGCAAAUGAAUGUCAAUGGUGCAAGGAUCUACCUUGCGCUAAACAAUGA
Cylindrotheca closterium is the source of this 645-nucleotide messenger RNA. Lineage: Eukaryota; Bacillariophyta; Bacillariophyceae; Bacillariales; Bacillariaceae. The record is from the annotation of a GenBank genome assembly.